GCCGUUCCCGCCCGGCGGCCAAUCGUGGAGCCGCUUCGUCCCCCUCCCCGCCAAUCGGGGCGCGGCUUAUUGCGGGCUGGGCGAAGCGCCCGCCGCCGAGCUGCGCUCCUGGCGCGGGGCAGGCGCGUCCCCCCCUCGCCGCGCUUUGUUGCCGCCUCUCCCGGCGGGGCGGCGGCGGCGGCGGCGAUGCCCGAGUUCCUGGCCGACCCGUCGGUGCUGACCAAGGAGAAGCUGAAGAGCGAGCUGAUCGCCAACAACGUGAGCCUGCCGGGCGGCGAGCAGCGCAAGGACGUCUACGUGCAGCUCUACCUGCAGCACCUCACCGCCCGCAACCCGCCCGCCGCCGCGCAGCCCGACUUCUCCAGCGACGAGGAGCGGGAGCCCACGCCGCUCGGACCCCGGGGCCGCGGGGCCGCCGCCGCCGGCAGGAAAGCCACGAAAAAAACUGACAAACCUAGGGCAGAAGAGAAGGAUGACCUAGAUAUAACAGAGCUGAGUAAUGAAGAUCUUCAAGAACAACUUAUGAAGUAUGGAAUAAAUCCUGGCCCAAUUGUAGCUACAACUAGGAAACUUUAUGAGAAAAAGCUGUUGAAACUGAUAGAGCAAGGUCCAGAUUUGAAGUCAUCCAUGCCUCUGCCAAUGAUUUCUUCAGCUACUGAGAACACCAGACAGAAUGGAAGUAAUGAUUCUGACCAGUACAGUGACAAUGAAGAAGAUCCGAAGACUGAGCUGAGGCUUGAGAAGAGAGAACCGCUGAAAGGCAGGACAAAGACUCCAGUAGCACUCAAACAAAGAGUUGUUGAACACAACCAGACUUACUCUCAAGAUGGAGUUACUGAGACUACCUGGACAAGUGGAUCUUCAAAAAGUGGACCUCUUCAGGCAUUUUCUAGGGAGUCUACCAGAGUGUCAAGAAGAACACCAAGGAAAAGGGUGGAAGCUACAGCACAGUUGCCUGUAGAUGAUGCUGUAAUAUCAGAGAGUACUUCCCUAGCUGACACUAUACUGACUGCAAGCGACGAAACCCUAGUUGGCAAUAGGGUGCCUGGAAAUUUCAAGCGUGCAGCUCCUACACUGUCAAUCAGUGAACUCUCAGACACGCCCAGAAGAACACCAAAGAAACCAUUGAUGACAGCUGAACAAAAAGAGACAGAGUAUCCUCAUCAAUGCUUGUUUAAUCAUGUUGGCCAUAAACAUUCCUGUGACCUGCUCAACACAGCCAUGAUAGAGGAAACUGAGGAGAGCACUGAAUGCUUUAAGACACCAAAAGUGACCAGACAGCUGCCAGUAAUGAAGGUGCUGGAAAGAACUCAUACAGAAGAACAAAGAGUAGAAAGGGAUAUUCUUAAGGAAAUGUUCCCUUACGAAGUAUCAACACCUACAGGAAUUAGUGCUAGCUGCCGUAGACCAAUCAAAGGAGCUGCUAGUCGGCCUAUAGAGCACACUCCUUUCAGAAUGGAGGAAAGUUUCGCUAAGUAUGCUCCAAGAUAUGGUACCUCAAGUGACAUCAAGUCAGAGAAACCACCAACAAAAAAAGAACGCUCCAUUCCCCUUUGGAUAAAAAUUCUUCUCUUUGUUCUUGUUUCAGUCUUCUUGUUUUUGGUUUAUCAGUCUAUGGAAACUAAUCAAGGAAAUCCUUUCUCUAAAUAUCUCAAUAUUGUCUCUCAAGAUGGUGCCCAAUGAGUAUCUUUCUGAAAGGCACACCCGAUUUGAUCUCCUAUUUUUAAUUGUAGAGAACUCUUCUGCCCUCUCAUCGGCUCAAGGACUACUUACAAAUAAUGUGAUUGGAACCUGAUAAAUUGGAUAAAUGAAACAAGCUAACAUUAAAUGGACAUCAGUAACUUUCUGGACUUUGGACUAGUAGGAGAUCACUUUGCCAUAGGAGUAACAUUUUUUUAGAUCUUUGAACUUUUGUAGGCUUUAUUUUUUUAAUGUGGACAUCCUUUAAAUUCAUUUUUGAGAAACUGUAUAUUUGUUUUUGCAAGAUCUUGGAAACUGAGAAGGGCAAACGUAGUAAAAUGUGAAGCUGUGUUUUUUAAAGCUUUCUUUGUACAGAAAAGAAGUUGUACUUUUGUCUAUAGAUUAUGGUGGAGGAAAAUUCUUAACACAAGUGAUAAAGGGAAAUGCAUUUUCAUGUGUUUUUCAGUAACACUUUAACUGAAUUUGGUGUUUUAGGAUGUAGGGAGAGUACAACAAUCUUUUCUGUAGGUUACUGUAACAUUUUAGUAAAUGUAACUGUAGACCUGUUUGCAUCUCUGUAAGUCAUAGAAUCAUACAAGUAACUCUGUUUAAGUGUAACAUUUAAGUGUAUCACUUCAUUUUAAUGCUUACAGUGUUGUAGGAGCUGAGUACAAAUUUAAUUGGCGACAGAUGUUUUAGACAAACUUAUUUAUUAGUAAUACAUGUGGAAGACAAAAAUUGCAUCAAAUAUAAUUUGCUACUAAAAUGCCUUUCUUUGGGUAAAGGUUGUUAUCUAAAUUAAUCUGAACUUCGACUUUGGCAGUGAUCUUUUUCUUAAAAAUGCGAGAUCUUUCCGAUACAGCUUUAUGUGAUUUUGAAUAUUCAUGUAGAGAGGUAUUCUCUAAGCGUGAAAAUUCCAUAUGAAGUUUUAUUCUUAUAUGAAGAGGGCAUUGCUGCAUUUUCUUUUACAGUUUCAUCUUCAAAGGUGAGAUUUACUACAUUCAUGCAGUUGAGUAUUUUUCUCAGUGGAAGCAUGCUGAAACACUCUAUAUUGUGUAACUUAGUUGAGCAGGCAGCUGGCUUCACUACUACCAAUAAGGAGUGAUAAGCAACAACUUCUUAAAGUGAAUGUAUACAUUUUUGGUGUGCUUAAAAUUUGCAGCAUACAGAUGUUCAGUCUCAUUGCUUCAUACAAAAUUGCAAUAAAUCAUACUUAUUCUUAAAGUGCUACUUAUGAAAAGCUACGAACAUUAGUUAAUAGUCUGUUUUUACUUUAGGUACAAUUACUGUGUAGACUGUAGUUAUGGGGAAAACAUUACUUUCUGUGACCUUUGGGACAAACUCGGUAAUUUGUAGCAAAGCAAUAGUGUUUUUUUCUGUUAAGAGUAAUGUUUUUUUUCUUCUAAUCUGCUUUUUGAGUAUUUCAAAUAGCUGAACUUGUGUCUAUAGAAAAUUGUAACGUAAGACAUUCACUUUUGGUGUCAAAAUGCAGGAAAAUAAAGAUGUUUUUAAUGUGUGUGGGUUUUCCUUACCAAAAUAAAUGCAUUGCUGGAAAAAAUCAAAAGUAAGACAAUUGGUGCAUCAGUGGUGUUUUGUGCUGCUAGGGUAUUCCAUGUUUACAAAAGUAAAUAAAUCCGAUACUAAAAACA
This is a messenger RNA of Anas platyrhynchos (mallard), 3329 nucleotides long. RefSeq names its product thymopoietin (gene TMPO). Gene Ontology annotation, molecular function: DNA binding. The record is from RefSeq and is a predicted model, not a curated record. NCBI's taxonomy places the organism in Eukaryota, Metazoa, Chordata, Aves, Anseriformes, Anatidae.